Molecule: messenger RNA, 3443 nt
Organism: Musa acuminata subsp. malaccensis (wild Malaysian banana)
Lineage: Eukaryota; Viridiplantae; Streptophyta; Magnoliopsida; Zingiberales; Musaceae
Product: filament-like plant protein 3
Source: RefSeq, a predicted model, not a curated record
GAGAGAGAGAGAGAGAGAGAGCAAAGCCUGCAGAGUUCAAAAGCUUUCAAUCAUUCUGUGAGAUCGAUAAGGGGAGAGAGCUAUAAAGGAAAUGGUUGUUCAUGAAGAGCGCACGCUGCAUCCCCCACCCGCGCGGGAAUUGCGCCCACUGCCGUUGUUGGAGACCAGCAAAGCGGCGUCCACUCCCGCCUCCUCCGCCGCCCCCGCGGAGAAGAAGUCGACACGGAGCGAACCCCCACCAUAAACCCUUGGAUUUCGAUCUCCUCCCUCCUCUCCCACCUUGUCUCCUCUCGACCAGAUCAAGAAAAAGACCUCCUUUUUUGCCCCUUGUAAACCAAUAUCGACGUCAAUCAUCUUCGUAUUGUUUUUUCUGUGGACGGUAUCAUUCAAUCCGAGGAAGAAGAGGGCAUAAAAAAGUAAUCUUGAAUUCAGAAUGCCUUCCACCUAUCUGCAUAUUCAUGUCGACAACCCGGACAAACCCUGUCUCCCUCUGUUUCUUUAUCUUCUUCCCUAUUUACUACUUUAGUUUACCUUGAUUAGUCUUCGGUUCUCGUCUUUUUUUCCUUUUUGUUCUGUUACCUCAUCGGGUCUUUCCAAGUUGAGAUUUUGAUGCCAGAUCGCUUUGUUUUGGGGUCUUUCUGAUACUGGCCCGUUGAUUUGCUGAAUGCCUUUUCAUUUGUUGGCUUUCUUCAAUGCGGAGGGCUUCGGAGAACGGUUUUGAUCGGCGGUGAUGAUCUGUGGAGUACACUGGGGGCUUGAGGUUGCGAGAUGGACCGUCGGAGUUGGCUGUGGAGGCGGAAGCAAUCGGACAGGAGUCCUGGUGAGACCGAGAGCUCAGGGUCAGCCUCUUCCGAGAUGCACUCUGGUGAUCAGCAGGAGGCACUGAUUAGUUCUUCUCCAAGGCAUGCUCAGUCACCUGAGGUUGCAUCAAAGGAUGUCAGCCAGGACAAUGAAACUAUAAGGACUUUAAAUGAGAAAUUAUCAGCUGCUCUUGUGAACAUAAGUGCUAAAGAAAAUUUGGUAAGACAGCAUGCAAAAGUUGCAGAAGAAGCUGUUUUAGGCUGGGAAAAUGCAGAGAAGGAAGUUUCAUCUCUAAAGCAGCAGCUUGAAGCUGCAUCAAAGGAGAAAUCAUCCCUUGAAGAUAGAAUUGUUCAUCUUGAUGCUGCCCUCAAGGAGUGUGUCAGGCAGUUCUGGCAAACAAAGGAAGAGCAAGGACAGAAAGUCCACGAUACCAUCACCAAGAAAACCCGUGAAUGGGAGUCUGACAAAUUGGAGCUUGAAAUCCGACUUACUGAGCUUCAAGCCCAACUGGAAGCUAAAGCUGAAAUUACCACAUCUGUUGACCACCAGCUUUGCUCAAAGGUUGACAUUCUUGAGGAAGAAAAAUCUGCUCUUAAAGUUGAACUCGAUACCCUUACUAGGGAUCUCCAAAUGAGAACAUUAGAGUUGGAGCUAAGCGCCAGAGUAGCAGAAACAGCCAGCAAGCAACAUUUGGACAGCAUAAAAAAGUUAACAAAGCUUGAAGCUGAGUGCCGUAGGUUACGAGCUACAGCACGUAAAUCAUCAUUAGCUAAUGAGCAAAAGCUCCUUUCUAGCUCGCAUUAUUCUGAAUCUGUCACUGAUAGCCAGUCAGAUGCUGGUGAACAGUUGUUAAGUCUGGAUAAUGAGCAAAGUUGUUCAGAUUCAUGGGCAUCAGCCCUAAUUGCGGAGCUUGAUCAGUUCAAAAAUGAAAAGGCUAAUGCAACAAGUGUCACCACUUCUGCAGAAAUUGACCUAAUGAAUGAUUUCCUGGAGAUGGAAAGACUAGUCGCGUUGCCUGAGGAUGACCAUGGAAGCUCUAGCAUUGAGCAUGACAAUGGUUCGGACCAUACUUUUAACAGAGGCAGCUCUUCAAGAAAGGAACUUGAUACUAUCCGUCUGCAUAUGGUUGAGUUGGAAGAGCCAGUCGAGAAAAUGACAACUGCAAAAAUUGGAAUGGAAUUGUCUUUACCUGUAUUGAACAAUCAGCUAAAGAAUACACAUGAUCAGCUGGAAGCAACUGAAGCUAAGUUGGUUGAGUUGCAAAGGCAACUUAAUUUGGUUAAUGGGGAAAAUCAUGUUCUUGAGAGAGAACUAGAAGCAGCCGAGGGAAAGACAAAUGAACUUCAGCUCCAGCUCGAAUCAGCAAAUACCAAAAAUGCGGAGUUACAGGAGAGAGUAAACUUAUUAGAAAGGAAAUCUGAAGAAGAGCAGGAGUUGUCUGCCAAACUGAAAGUGAGGUGCCAAAAUAUAGGGGCAACAGAAGCUAAUAAGAGGAAGGAAGCUGAACAUCAGCUUGAGUCAGCAUUUGGUGAAAUUGCAGAGUUAAAGGAAACAAUUAGUUUAUUAGAAAGAAAAUUUGAAGAAGAGAAAGCUUUGUCCACAGAACUGGCAUCUAGGUGUUGGAAAUCAGAAGCAUUGAAAGGAAAGAUAGAGGAAUUGGAGUGUCAGCUUGAGUUAGCAAAUUUGGAAAUUCAAAAUCUACGUGGGAUGGCUAGUUCAUUUGAAAUGAAACUUGAGGAGGAGAAGGCAUAUUCAACAGAACUUUUAGCCGAGUGUCAGAGUAUGGAAGCCAUGGAGGCAAAGAAAAAGGAGUUGGAGUGUCAACUUACUGCAGAACAUUUGGAAGUAGGCAAGUUACAGGAGAAGGUGAAUAUACUGGAACGGAAAGUUGAGGAGGAAAGAGCAUUGUGUUUGGGGCUUGCAGCUAAUAUAGAGGCCAUAGAGGCAAAGAGAAAGGAAUUGGUGGUGCAACUUGAGUCAGCACAUAUGGAAGUUGGGAUCCUCCAGGAGAAGUUGAUCGCAUUAGAAAAACAAGUUGAAGAGGAAAGGGCACUGUCUGCAGACUAUGCAACAAAUUACCACAGGUUGGAACAUGAGUUAUCCAGGAAGCAGCAAGCAGCUGAAUUCCAUUUAUCAGCAUCCUCAAAUAGAGUGUUGAAGACUAGACAGGAAAAAGAUAUUGCUCUAGCUGCUGGGAAGCUUGUGGAGUGCCAGAAGACAAUAGCCUCUCUUAACCGGCAGUUGAAAACAUUAGCAAUGUUCGACGAAUUGAUGCUUGAAACAGAGAAGCCGGAGUCAAAUGGAGAACUGUUGGAUCUGAGAGGGGAUUCUAAGAUAAUAGACCCCAGCAUAUCCCCAGAGUAGAAUGAGCAGCUUUCCUUGGCCAUCUUCAUCCUCCUGGAGUGGACAUCCAGAAAUUUCAUAUCCUAGCAUAAAAUAGUCGGAUAGAAACCAGUGAAAAUGUAUAUUGAGAAAAAAAAGCGAUUUUUGUGAAUUAUAUGGCAAUCAUGUAUGUGAUAGAAAUUUCUCGACAGACGCAAUUAACAUUUGAUUCUCUACUUCUGCAGAAUCUGUGUUAAGCGACAAAUAGACGAAAUUGUAUGAAGAUUACAGCGUUACCAUAAGUGUUUUGCAUGAUUGUA